Molecule: messenger RNA, 6332 nt
Organism: Drosophila eugracilis
Lineage: Eukaryota; Metazoa; Arthropoda; Insecta; Diptera; Drosophilidae
Product: presequence protease, mitochondrial
Exons: 3
Coding region: 135-3233 (1032 amino acids)
Biological process (GO): protein processing
Cellular component (GO): mitochondrial matrix
Molecular function (GO): metal ion binding
Source: RefSeq, a predicted model, not a curated record
UGUCGACAUCGAUUUUUUCUCAACUCUAGUUGUAUACCAAUUAUAUAAAGUAUGGAGACUUAAUAUUUAGUGAUUUCUUCAUUAAUUUAUUUAUAAUUUGGUAUGCCUAAAUUGUAAAAAAAAUUGGCACAACAAUGUUUUCUCGGUUGAAUUUGCUGAGGUCUACACGUCACUACGUUGUACGGGCUAGAUGUGUAACAUCAAGUUUUAAGUCCCUAUCAACAUUUGUAAAGACAUCUGCUGCUAAAGCUAAGAAACCCAAAUUAUUACAUAGGCAGGUUAUUGCGCCGCAUGUAAGUUAUAAACGUAAUAGCAGGUAUACCGAGGGAAAUGUAUAUCAUGGUUUUCGGUGCGAACGUGUUGAGCAUGUUUCUGAAUUUGAUCUUACAUCCUAUACGCUACGUCAUGAAGGAACUGGAACGGAGUUUUGGCAUAUCGACCGAAAUGACGCAAAUAACGUAUUUUCUAUAAAUUUUCGAACAACUCCUUUCGAUUCUACUGGACUUUCUCAUAUUUUGGAGCACUUAUCGUUAUGCGGUUCAAAAAAGUAUCCUGUCCGGGAUCCAUUCUUUAAGAUGAUUAACCGCUCGGUAGCAACGUUUAUGAAUGCGAUGACAGGUCCGGACUAUACUAUAUACCCUUUUUCCACUAUGAAUGAGAUAGAUUUUAGGAAUUUGCAGCGAAUUUACUUGGAUGCUGUCUUCAGGCCAAAUCUUACCUAUUUGGAUUUUCUUCAAGAGGGAUGGAGGCUAGAAAACAAAGAUAUACAUGAUCAAAGCUCACAGCUUGUUAUAAAAGGAGUAGUUUAUAAUGAAAUGAAGGGUGUCUUUUCUGAAAAUGCAGAAGCUUUCAGUCAAAAACUUCUCAAUAAUUUAUUUCCUGGCCACACGUAUGGCCAUGUGUCUGGAGGAAAUCCUUUGGAUAUACCUAAAUUAAAUCACACUGAUUUGAUUGAGUUCCACAAAAAAUAUUAUCACCCAAGUAACUCUCGGAUAUAUUCCUACGGAACAUUUGAUCCAACUAAAACUCUUGAACUUCUCGAUAAGGAGUACUUAUCAGAAGAAUGUUGGAUUGACAUCUCAUACAGUCGAAUACCUCAGCAAAAGCGAUGGACACAGCCCCGUAAUGUACACAUCUCUGGUAGGCUAGAUAAUAUGGGCGCCGUAAUUGACAGGCAAAACCAAAUCGCUAUUGCUCUGUUGAUGUGUGAUGCGACCAACAUACAAGAGAAUUUUGAACUACACGUUCUGUCUGAGGUACUACUUCGUGGACCAAACUCGGCAUUCUACAAGAGUCUUAUUGAACCAAAUUUUUCCGGGGGUUACAACCAAAGUACGGGAUAUUCAUCGGGUACUAAGGAUACAACUUUUGCAGUGGGACUACAAGACGUUCGAGUUGAAGACUUUUCUAAAUUCAUCGACAUUUUUGCUAAAACAGUUUCUAACGCUAUGAAGGAAGGGCUGGAUUCGCAGCAUGUUGAAAGUGUUUUGCACAACCGUGAGUUGUCACUAAAACACCAAAGUCCCCAUUUUGGAAAUACCUUGUUGUUCAAUUCCACGGCCUUGUGGAAUCAUGAAGGCGACGUAGUGAGUAACCUCCGCGUGUCAGAUAUGAUAUCACGUCUGCGAGAAAGCCUAAGCGAAGACAAUAGGCAUUUCCAAAACAAAAUAGAGAAAUAUUUCAUCAAUAACACUCAUAGACUUAUAUUAACUAUGUCGCCUGAUGAGUUAUACGAGGACAACUUUAAAAAGGCUGAAUUAGAGUUGCUAGAGCACAAAGUAAAAGACUUCAAUAAAGAAAAGUUACAAAAAAUAUUUGAGAAUGGGUUAACCUUGGAUGCAUUUCAAAAGGCUAAAUCAAAUAUCGAAAUUUUACCGUGUCUUACAAUGAGUGAUGUGAGAGAGCCACCCAAAUGGCCAAAGUUGUUUAUUCAAAAUAUUCAUAAUAUAAAGACCCAGAUUUGCACAGUUUCAACAAAUGAUAUUACAUAUUUAAAGUGUUUGUUCAAUAUAUCAGAUUUAAAUGAUGAAGAAAUACAGCUUUUGCCGUUGUUUUGCAAUGUUGUGAGUGCUAUGGGUACUGCGAAGUAUAAUUAUCGGGAGUUCGAUAAGCUCGUUCUUUCAAAAACCGGUGGUAUCGAUUUGGAGUUGAAUUUGAUUGAAGAUGUGAAGGAUGCAGCUAGUUACAAACUCAGCGUAAUGAUGACCACCCAUGCACUAGAUAAAAAUGUUCCAGAGAUGUUUUGCUUAUGCCAAGAGUUAUUUCAAAAUUUUAAAUUUGACAAUUUUGUUCAUCUUAAGAUGCUUAUUGAAAACUAUAUAUCCAAUACGUCUGUAGGAGUGGUAAAUUCUGGUCAUUUAUAUGCUAUGUUAGGAGCGACUGCAUUAGUUAGUAACGCUGGGAAAUUAAAGUCCCAAUUAUCCGGUGUAGAUCAUAUAGCAUUCAUGAAAAAUUACGUACAACUAUCUAAAAUUCCGGAAAUUGCUCAUAAAUUAACAUUAAUUGGACCAAAGGUGUUUAACAAGUCUAAUAUGCAGGGGUCCAUUAACAGUUCAAAGUAUUUUCUGCCAUCGGCUUUGGAUUGUUACAAAACUUUCGUAGAAACAUUUCCAACAUUUGAAAAAACAAAGAUACGUAAUAAUAUUAAUUUUACCGAACCUAGCUGUCAACAUUACUCAAUGAAUAUUCCAGUCAACUUCUGCGCAAAAUCUUUUUUCACAGUUCCAUAUCUGCAUAAAGACCACCCAAUACUUCGAAUUUUGGCCAAAUUAGUAACAGCCAAAUAUCUUCUACCGGUGGUUCGCGAGCAAAAUGGAGCUUAUGGAUCUGGUGCAACGAUUAGUUCUAGUGGAAUUUUUAGCUUUUAUAGCUAUCGGGACCCGCAUUCAACUAAAACGCUUGAAGUGUUUGAGAAAACUUAUGACUGGCUACGAUCCGAAAAAAAUUUAAUUGAUCAACAAUCUUUAUUUGAAGCAAAGCUUGGAGUGCUGCAACAAUUAGACUCGCCUAUAGCACCUGGAAAUAUUGGCAUUGAUUAUUUUCUAUAUGAAAUAUCUCCUGCGUAUUCUGAGAAAUAUCGCUCUCAAAUACUGUCUAUAACUAUUGAUGACCUGCAAGACACUAUUGAAAAAUACUUUAAAAGUCCGGCAAAGCAUUAUGGAAAAUGCAUUUUGGGCCCAGUCCAUUCAAAUUUGGACUUGGAAACUAGUGAAAAGUGGAAAAUUAUUAAUUGACUUGAAUUAUUUUUUAAUGAGUAUGUUCCCUAAUAAUAAAUAUUAUAGUUGAAUCAAUAUUGCGUUUUAUUACAAUAAACAUUAAACUCACAUGUAGUCCGACGAUUUUGUAGAACUCCUAGCUACAAUAUAACUAUUUUCUAUUACAUAUUACCUAUUAGUUUAUAAAAUAAAGAAAUUUCAUUUUUAAAGCGUCUAAUACUCGUGGAACUAUUUUCAAUUUCAUCCUCCGUGUAUGAUUGUUAAUUUCAUAAAUUGAAUAUUAUGGGCCAAUAUUAUGAUCAGUAUCAAAAAUAGAGUUGACUUAGCUUAGGAACUAUAAGAGAUACAAAGUUGAGAUUAAGCAUGAAGAUUCUUGAGGUCCAUAAGCAGCGCAAGUUUAUUUCAGCAUCCUGACGCGCCCACUUUAACGUUUCUCUUUCAAAGCAAACGGUCGCUUUUUUGGCUUUUGCAUAAUCUCGAGCUUUUUACAAUCUUUGUAUUUAUUCUCGAACACCACGAUUUUGCUCUGAUAACGUUAUCUACUUCAAGAUGAAUGUAAGCAUAUAAGCAAAAUUGAAAAUAUGGAAAAUUGAUAUGCAAGCCAUACGGCAACACUAUUAGAUUAAAGUUGGCAGCUCUGAUCUGCCAUUAGGUGGUUGGCAGCUCAAGUCCUUAAAAGCUGAGGGAGUACAUGUGGCAGUGCUCUAGGAAUAAAACUGGCAGCCCUUUUUUAAACAGUUAAAUUUGAAUUUUUUUAAAGGUUUAAUUGUAAAGUUUGUGUCAUCUAUUCACAACAAACGUGUAUAACGAUCCCUUAAUUUUAGUUGAUGACAUAUGCUUGGCAAAAGCUAACAAGGCACUGGUGCAACUGGUAAAGCCAGUUCUAAUCCGACCAGCAAAUGAUCUGUACGAUUGUGAUGUGCAACGAGAAACAAACUUCGAUUCUGUCGAAGUCAAGACAUGCGUUGAUAUAUAUCUUCCGCAGUUGGUUCCAGAACAAAGCACUGCGUAUGACAUAAUUAUGAGUGCAAUCACAGAACAAUGCGGUGGACUGUUUUUCAUAGAUGCGCCCGGUGGUGCUGGUAAGCCUUUUCCUUUAUUGCUCAUGUUGCCAAUCAUACGAUCCCAAAUAAUAUAGCACUAGUCAUCGACUAUCUCUCUUCGAGUGCGGAAGUCGUUGUCUUCUUAAUUGUCAGUGGUUUUUGCAAUUUCGCUACUUCCCCUUUCGCUUAUUUUUUCGCUUCCCUUCUUUCUAUCGCGCACGUGUGUUUUUGCAUAUUUUUUCUCAAGUGCACAGCAAUAAUCUUUAUUAUGGCCCCUGGGCCACCCAAUCUUGGGGAUAACCACUUUGCCAGCCUUAGUGUUGGCCUCAAAGCAAAAAAAAAAAACCUAUCAAAGGUUAACUCCCGUCUACAAAUUCACGAAAAUUGUUGACGGCAAACCCAAACCUUCUGGAAAAAUAUUAGUUACUUUUGACUCCUACAAAAUACCAAGAAAGCUUGACGUCUCUUGGCACACCGUAAAGGUUAGGGAAUAUUUUCCUAAUCCUAUGAGGUGCAAGUCUUGUCAACUAUUGGGACACACAAUGAAACACUGCAAGAACACUGCAACUUGCGUUUCUUGUAACCUCUCCCCUCAUCUUCCAGUGCCCUGCACUCGCAUUUUUUGUGCAAACUGUAGCGCCGAUAUCCAGCCUCCUCUCCAAGAUGCCCAAAAUAUCAAUUCCAGAGAGAACUUCUCUGCAUAAAAACAAGCAAGAAAUGCAGCUUCCGUGAAGCCCGCAAUAUUUUACAACAAAUAAACAAUAACAACGCAUCGACUACCUUCGCUUCUGUCGCCAGCGCAGCAAGCCCUACGUCCACAACCGACCGAACCCAAAAUACGAUACCUACGAAAACAACAACAAACACAUUAACUCCGAAGCCCGAUAGUGUAACCAACACGACCUCUCCCACGAACAUGCCAAUCUCAUCUCUUUUAAAUUCAUACAAAUCUUUUCUCUCCACUGCACCCGACACACAAGACCCAAGCUCUUUAAUCAGCCCAAUCGAUCGCUCGCGGUCGAAUAUUAUUAAAGCUCUUAUUGAAGAAGCAAACAAAAUCAAAGUACCAGAAUCCCCAACUAACUCUAACGCCUUAAAUAUAUCAUCCAACUCAGAUUCAUCAAUGGAAACAUUGGAUUCAUAGUCCAUUCUUUCUCAUAGCAUUUCCAAUAUCCAACAGAAAUCUUAUUGAUUUAUUUUAAUAUAUGCCAAUUAAAAUAUUACGGCUUUUGAUUGUUACAAAACAUUCGUAAACAACAUUUGAAAAAACAAAGAUAUGUAAUAAUAUUAAUUUUACUGAACCUGGUUGUCGACAUUACUCGAUGAAUAUUCCAGUCAACUUCUGCGCAAAAUCUUUUUUCACAGUUGCAUAUCUGCAAAAAGACAACCCAUACUUCGAAUUUUGGCCAAAUUAGUAACAGCCAAAUAUCUUCUACCGGUGGUUCGCGAGCAAAAUGGAGCUUAUGGAUCUGGUGCAACGAUUAGUUCUAGUGGAAUUUUUAGCUUUUAUAGCUAUCGGGACCCGCAUUCAACUAAAACGCUUGAAGUGUUUGAGAAAACUUAUGACUGGCUACGAUCCGAAAAAAAUUUAAUUGAUCAACAAUCUUUAUUUGAAGCAAAGCUUGGAGUGCUGCAACAAUUAGACUCGCCUAUAGCACCUGGAAAUAUUGGCAUUGAUUAUUUUCUAUAUGAAAUAUCUCCUGCGUAUUCUGAGAAAUAUCGCUCUCAAAUACUGUCUAUAACUAUUUAUGACCUGCAAGACACUAUUGAAAAAUACUUAAAAAGAGCGGCAAAGCAUUAUGGAAAAUGCAUUUUGGGCACAGACAAUUCAAAUUUGGACUUGGAAACUAGUGAAAAGUGAAAAUUAUUAAUUGACUUGAAUUAUUUUUUAAUGAGUAUGUUCCCUAAUAAUAAAUAUUAUAGUUGAAUCAAUAUUGCGUUUUAUUACAAUAAACAUUAAACUCACAUGUAGUCCGACGAUUUUGUAGAACUCCUAGCUACAAUAUAACUAUUUUCUAUUACAUAUUACCUAUUAGUUUAUAAAAUAAAGAAAUUUCAUUUUUAAAGCGUCUAA